Molecule: messenger RNA, 746 nt
Organism: Tigriopus californicus
Lineage: Eukaryota; Metazoa; Arthropoda; Copepoda; Harpacticoida; Harpacticidae
Exons: 4
Coding region: 91-615 (174 amino acids)
Source: RefSeq, a predicted model, not a curated record
CCUUGGAAUCCCCUUGAUCACACCGGCAGUCAGCCUUGAAUUGGAUGCCGUUGACUUUAAAUUCAUUCAGAUCAAACCUGGCCAACAGUCAUGAUAUCCAUUCAAGCUCUUUGUGUUCUUUUUUUUGGAAGCUUUGUAUACCUUGGCAUUUGUGAUGACAAUGUCACCCUGGCGGUCGAAAUCCCAAUUGACGCGAUCAAUAAUGACUCAACACAUUCAACAUUGGACACAAUGGCCGAAGAAAAUAAUACAUUAGCGGCUUUGAAUAUCAGCUUUGAAGGAAUGGUGGAGCAAUUCACUACCCUAAAUCUCACUGAGGCAGAUACUUUGCCUAUUCUGAAUGGCUUCCAAGAUUUUUUUCAAAUUGUGUGGAAUCUUUUUUCAGAGUGCUUCUCAAAGAAAGCCCUGAAUGUCACUGAAGCUCAAUUCAGUGGUAUUGUUGACAAUUCAACCAGUUCCUAUUACACGACCUUGCAAGGAUUUGGAGCCAAAAUUUUGAGCUUGAAAACGGCUUUGGGGACCUUGGAGAGUGAAAGCGUUUCCACGGUUGCUCCAAUGUCGGGUGCAUUGUCAAUCAUCAAUGGAACAAAUUCUUCACCGUCAGACGUUGCUUAAAUCAGCUGACCAUUUUGCCCUUCAAAUAUUUUAUAUUGUAGAAUGCACUAUUUUCCAGGCUCUCCUUCAGUUUCGCUGUUGUAAUGAAUCAAUAACUGAAAUAUGAAUGUGUCAAUAAACUAAAAAAACGA